Messenger RNA from Seminavis robusta, 474 nucleotides. The record is from the annotation of a GenBank genome assembly. Lineage: Eukaryota; Bacillariophyta; Bacillariophyceae; Naviculales; Naviculaceae.
AUGCUUAAGCCGGUGAUGGCAGCAAGCGCUACUAGUAGUACUGUAGAUACACCCGCGCUGUUCGUGCAUACUGAAUUAUUGAUCUGGCCACUGCAAAGCACUCGGAAGAAUCAACACAUUGUUGCCAUCACCUGGUCCCGGCUGGCUUCCGUGGAUAAUUUCCCCACUCUAAACCCCCCAUACUUUGUUCCUUCUACGGUACCAGGGGGGUGCCUCAAAUCAACUUACUAUUUCCGGCAACAUCUUGGACAAUCUGGAAAAAUGUUUUACCACUUUCUACUGUCUUCAACCGACUUCCACCGCCUUCAACCGCUUGAAUUACCGCCUGUUUUGCCACCUUUUACCACCUUUGAUCACGCUUUACCGGUACGACCACCUCUUACCGCUCUCCACCGCCUCUUGCCGCCUUCCACCACCGUAUUUUUCGGCGAUAAUGCGGGAAAACGCGAGAUAGGACAUUCAGAGAUGAUUUGA